CACCCUCAAGGCCUCGAGGAUUAGUGACUUGGUGAAUCGAAUCCCGCAGGAGUUCCUUACACCUAUAUAUAUGUCCAGUGCCCACCUGCACAGCGAGCCAACGGUCGUCUAUCUCAGCACUAUACUGCAAUGUACCAAUUCAUCAAAAAAGUCUCAGAACAAUGCGGCAUUCCUUUCUGCACCAUAUCAGAAUACCUUGGAAACACUUUCAACAUCGUAUUUGAAGGGCUCAAAAACUGGUUUCCGCCGCCCGGUGAAGCUCCUGGUCAUGAGGAGCGCAUGGCCAUGACGGACGCAGUUUUUGAUCGCGUUGAGGAAUACUCUUUGCAGGUCGCCGGUGGGCUCGGAGUGAACAAUACACGCCUUCAAAGUCUGACGGGUUCUCUCAAAUCAGCUGUUAAACAUAUUGUGACCAUCGGAGAUUUUAAGGAGCAGCAUCCAUACCUUGCGUGGCUGCCGGACAUUGCGAUUGGCAUGCUACUUUCCCAAGGGUUUCUUCCUAUUCGGAUUCUCCGGAUAGUGAAGGCUAAAAUUGUUAUGUGGUUGCUAUGGUACUCAAUUGACCUCGUCGUGCGAAAGCGUAGGUAGUUCGCGGUGCUUCAGUGCUUCACUAUGUUGGGAGGAGUGCGCGCGGCGCUGUAGAGCUGGUACGAGGUUUCGUGAAUGUUUGGCCCGUGACUGAAACCCUCGAUCGGGCCUGUUGCGUUUGUAUUACUUACACGCACAUUACUUGAAGUUCACUCGUCAUAUAUCCGUAGUAGGCAGUGGGAUUUCAUGCACCCUGUAAGGCAAAAUCAAUGUUUGACUCAGG
Messenger RNA from Suillus discolor, 811 nucleotides. RefSeq lists its product as uncharacterized. The transcript is spliced from 4 exons. Lineage: Eukaryota; Fungi; Basidiomycota; Agaricomycetes; Boletales; Suillaceae. The coding region runs from base 130 to 588 and encodes 152 amino acids. The record is from RefSeq and is a predicted model, not a curated record.